AUGCUUAAUGACUGGAUUGGUGACUAUUCUAUCUUGCGCUGUGAUAGAAGCCGUAGAGCCGGGGGUGGAGUGGCAAUUUUGCUAAGGAAAACUAUAAAUCAUUCAGUUAUCUUUUCUGAGUCAAUUCCACUAGGUUACGAAAUUCUUGUUACGGACAUCGCCACCCCUGAAUUUCGCUUUCGGAUUAUAUUAGCAUACAGACCACCGUCGACCUCAUCCACUAUUACUGAACAGUUAGCCAAGGCUAUCAGCGAUCUAGCGGCUACAGCAAUCCCGGUAAUUAUAAUAGGUGAUUUUAAUCUUCCAGAAAUUAAAUGGGAUCGAUGGAAUGAUAUUGAAGAAUCAUAUCACCCGCUUGCCGAAACUUUUGUUUUGCAUGGUUUCAAGCAAUUUAUCGUCGAACCCACCAGGGGAACUAAUAUUUUGGACCUAUUGUUCUCAAAUGAUCAUGAACUUGUUAAGAAUGUUUCUAUUUCGGUAUGCGUCCCACCUUCUAUUCCUAUUUUGAAGAGGCUAUUCUCUAAGUGUGAUUACCUGCGUGUUGCAAAUUACCUUUUUGAUAUCUUAUGGAUCGAAUCUUUCGAAUCGGUUCCUACAGUGGACGAAAAAUACAAUAUGUUCCUGUCAAUCCUCAAUCAUUCUAUUGACAUUUUUGUUCCUUGGAGCCAAAGCCGUAGUGGUGACUGGAAUGAGUUCAACACAUUUUCUAAGAAGUUUACAGAGCGUCUGCUUAAAUAUAGCAAAAAAGUCGAAAAGAAUAUCAUUCAGUCUAAGAACGCACAACGCUUUUACAAAUUCAUGAGGUCUAGACUCCGUAAAGAGUCACAAUUUUCGGAUUUGAAGUACGAGGGUGAAUUACUCUUGAAUGACGAUGAUAAGGCAAAUGCUUUCGCGAAAGAGUUCAGUAAGACCUUUCAACAGGAUGACAGUCAACUUCCAUCCUACUCUCACACUGUUCCAAGCACAAUGCAAACCUUCCCCCAUUUCGACCCUAGAGAUAUCUACAACCUUUUGAUGAGGUGGCCGUGCUCAUUCUCUAUCACCCCUGACCAUAUUCCUUUCGUAUUUAUCAGGAAAAUCGCUCACGCUAUCUCCUUCCCUCUGGCUUACAUAUUUAAUCAGUCUAUC
Cooperia oncophora is the source of this 1128-nucleotide messenger RNA. NCBI's taxonomy places the organism in Eukaryota, Metazoa, Nematoda, Chromadorea, Rhabditida, Trichostrongylidae. The record is from the annotation of a GenBank genome assembly.